AGGUCCUAUAUGUGAAAUUGGAAUGGGAAGAACAGAAGAAAAAUGUGGAUUAAUAAAUAAACUGCUUACAGCUGUCAUCUUCAUUUCUGGAACCAACAAAACUUGCCAUGUGUAAUAAAGUUCAGGAUGAGCCUUUUUCCAAUGAUAUUUUGCUGGAAUCGGAAUCUGAUUCACCCUACCAUUUCGUAGUUGAUUCAAGAACCAAGACUGAAUCCAUGGAAAGCAGCUCCAAUCAUCGUUUAGGGGAGGUAACAUUGAGCUUUCACAUGGAAGAUCAAAGCCAUCAUCAAAUGAUUGUUGAGGAAGACCUGAGAUGCAUUGACCUAUCUCAUCUAUUGACACUGAAAUUUAAUUUAUCACCAUCUCAUGCAUGGUCUAUAGUUGAACAGCUUCAAAAUCUAGGAAUUGAGAGAAGCCUUGAAGAUCAUGAAGAAGUGCUACAAGUCUAUUAUGCUUGGGAUAGUGAAUCAGUUGGAAACAGAUUUGUCUUCAGACAAGACUUUGAGAAGUACAAAUUUUUUAGAAGCUCACAGUUUUGUUCUUUUCAGGUGAUGGAUCAUGGAUGUCAGUUGGAAUAUAUUCCAAAGUCAGCAAGUCUUGCCAAAGAUAUAACUGUUCAGAAUAUGCUUCAUACAAAUGAUCCAGUUCCUACUGUCCAGAAUUACUUGUGGCUGAAAGAUCGAGGCUGGCACUCUUGGAAAAAGUUUUUCUUCAGAGUUCAAGAAAAUGUUCUGAAUAUAUCUCUGUCUGCUGGUGAAAGGAAGCCACAACAGUUACAUCCAUUUGUAGAUCUUCAGAAUUUUGAUAUUUAUAUGCCAAUAGAUGGAGUAUGCUGCAAAGCCCCAACUGCUUUUUAUUUCUGCAUAAAGCCAAAACAAAGAGUAGUAAGAACAAAAAGUGACUUGAAAUGGUUUUGCUGUGACAACCAACAUCAGCGAUAUUGUUGGAUAGUUGCUUUAAGAGUGGCAAAGUAUGGUAAGAAGCUGCAAGAAAACUACAGAGAACUCAGGACAAGGUAUGGUGACAGCACUUUCAGUAACAACAUAGAGACAAAUGAAGGCAUAUUGUUAUCGUAUUCUACGUCAGUGAAAACCGUGGCCAAGGACUUAACUAGAAAGUUUGAUAGACUUGUAGACAGUCCUGAAGAAGCUAAAGCCAUUGCAACAGCUAAAACUCAUGAGUGGAAGAGGAGAUUACCUGUUCUUCAUGGUAUUCAGUCCUAUCAUCAGGGAAGCCACAAGUUUGGUAUCCACAUAGUACAACCUUGGUUCUAUAGUGACAUGUCAAGAGAAGAUACAGCACAAUUGCUGUCUAAGUAUGGAACAGUGGAUGGGGUGUUCCUGGUAAGAGACAGCAGGAGAAAUCCUAACACAUUUGUUCUAUCGUACAUGUAUAACCAAAAGGUUUACCACACACAGAUUGUGCCUGUUGAGGAUGAAACACAGGUUUGUUUUUCUCUGGAUGGUGGAAGAACCAAAUUUUAUGACUUGUUGCAGUUAAUUGAGUUUUAUCAGCUGAACUUAGGUUGUUUACCUACCAAACUUACCCACUUCCUGGUACAUCAUCCUAAAUAAUGAGAUCUUAUACCUAACUACCAACACACCAAAUGAAUGAUGUUUAUCUUUUUAUUUUACUUAAAGUAUAAACUUUCAGUGUUUCAAUAUGUGUGUAAAAUCUUAAUUAAAUCAUUCCUGAUUUAAUGGUAAGGUUUUAUUCUGUUAUUAGUUUUUAAACUGAAAACUAGAUGAUGCUUUAGAUCAGGUUGAAGCCUACAGAAAUAUAAAACAAGGAAUGUUUAACAGGAAGAAUUGAUGUGAAAUAUCAGUAAGUAUAUCUUCACUCCAGAGUAAUUGGUGUCUACGUGUGGAAACUGAUUUAUAUAACAUAUAGUCAGAUUAGAGAAAUGUUUCAGGUGUUACCUGAAGAAUAUGGUGAUAAACAAACAUUGUUAUAUACUUUGUUUUAAGAUAUUUUGGCAAAAAAAAUACAUUGAAGAAAAGUUGAUGAUAUAGAAAGGAAUUCUGACCAUUAUCAAAUAAUAAAUGUACUGAAAGAUAAUAGUAGAACACAGAAGUAUAUUAGAGAUACAAGACAAACAGUCAUAUGAUCGGUAAGCAUUGGCCUUAAGUGGGAAAUAUAAAGCACAAUAACAAAUUUCAUAUUAUUAAUUGAUUCCUUCAGAUCAGACAGUUUUGUUCUUUGAAUUUUGUUGAAGAGUGUUAGACUUUGCUAUAUCUGCACUGGUGGUAAGUGCAGGUAACUUACAAUAUGCAGAUCACAGAUUUGAAUAUCAUCAUUGAACUUGCUCACCCUUUCAGCCAUUGGGGCAUAUAAUGUGAUGGUCAAUCCCACUUUUUGUUGGUAAAGAGUAAUCCUAAAGUUGGUAGUGGGUGGUGUUAACUAGCUGCUUUUCCUUUAGUCUAUUUCUUCCAAAUUAGGGACAGCUAGUGCAGACAAACCUUGAGUAGUCUUGCACAAAAUUCAAACUAACAAACAAAUUUUGCUAUAUAACUUAUUUUGCCAGUUAACUUUGCUUGGUCUUUAGAUUUGUAAAAGCAUUCAUGUCGCUUAAGGUUUUUUACUUUCUUUAGCACUUCUACAGAGUAUAUUAUAUUAAAACGAAUUUGAAUAUGCAAAUGAGCAAGUCAUGUGACACCCACAGCUGAUAU
Molecule: messenger RNA, 2669 nt
Organism: Limulus polyphemus (Atlantic horseshoe crab)
Lineage: Eukaryota; Metazoa; Arthropoda; Merostomata; Xiphosura; Limulidae
Product: growth factor receptor-bound protein 14-like
Exons: 13
Coding region: 108-1574 (488 amino acids)
Biological process (GO): signal transduction
Source: RefSeq, a predicted model, not a curated record